This is a messenger RNA of Myripristis murdjan (pinecone soldierfish), 4978 nucleotides long. Its product is annotated as nuclear receptor-binding protein-like. Gene Ontology annotation, biological process: protein phosphorylation. NCBI's taxonomy places the organism in Eukaryota, Metazoa, Chordata, Actinopteri, Holocentriformes, Holocentridae. The record is from RefSeq and is a predicted model, not a curated record. Gene Ontology annotation, molecular function: ATP binding; protein kinase activity.
GCCCCGCCCCUCCCACUCCUGACUUGAAAGUGUUCAGGAGCACCAAAAAAUUUUAAUGACGAACGAGCAUUAUGGUUUGAUUGGGUCUGUCGUUCGGGUCUUAUUUGGAUUCUCCAGCUCCAGGCUCUAAGCUGCUGAAAAGAGGCCAGAGGAAAAGAUGGGGGUGUGACCAGCUGGAACAAAGAGAGACCCACGGAAAGAGAGAGAGAGAGAGAGAGAGAGAGGUUCCCUAUCACCUGUUGCAGCCCAGGAAGCAGAACUGAGAGGAGCGAAAAGCCCAGCAGACAAGUCGUGUCAUGAUGUCAGAGGGAGAGGGGAAAGCAGCUCCAGGUGCAGAGGGAAAUAAGGCAGAGGCCACAGCAGCACAUGUUACCGCCACAGAGGACGAGGACGAGAGCGAAGAUGAAUCGGACAUUCUGGAGGAGAGUCCCUGUGGUCGCUGGCAGAAACGCAGAGAGGAGGUGAAUCAGCGUAAUGUCCCAGGGAUUGAUGCUGCCUACUUGGCCAUGGACACAGAGGAGGGGGUAGAGGUGGUGUGGAAUGAAGUCAUGUUUUCAGAGAGGAAGAACUUCAAAAUGCAGGAGGAGAAAGUCAAGGCAGUAUUUGAUAACCUGAUCCAGUUGGAGCACCCAAACAUUGUUAAGUUCCACAAGUACUGGGCCGACACCAAGGAGAACCGGGCCAGGGUGAUUUUUAUUACUGAGUACAUGUCAUCUGGAAGUUUGAAGCAGUUUCUGAAGAAGACAAAGAAGAACCACAAGACCAUGAAUGAGAAGGCUUGGAAGAGAUGGUGCACACAGAUCCUCUCAGCUCUCAGUUACCUCCAUUCCUGUGAUCCUCCCAUCAUCCAUGGCAACCUGACCUGUGACACCAUCUUUAUCCAGCACAACGGGCUCAUCAAGAUCGGAUCAGUUGCUCCUGACACCAUUAACAACCAUGUGAAGACAUGUCGUGAGGAGCAGAAGAACUUGCACUUCUUUGCCCCAGAAUAUGGAGCUGUUGCUGAUGUCACCACAGCUGUAGACAUCUACUCCUUUGGCAUGUGUGCCUUAGAGAUGGCAGUCUUAGAGAUCCAGGGGAAUGGAGAGUCUUCCUAUGUGUCUCAGGAGGCCAUCAACAAUGCUAUACAGUCCCUGGAGGACCCACUGCAGAGGGAGUUUAUCCAGAAGUGCCUGGAGUGUGUUCCUAGUAGAAGGCCCACAGCCAGAGAGCUGCUGUUUAACCAGGCUCUGUUUGAAGUGCCUCUGCUAAAACUGCUGGCUGCACAUUGCAUUGUCAGUCAUCAACACAUGAUUCCUGAGAAUGCCUUAGAGGAGAUUACCAAGAACAUGGACCCCAACCGGGUCAUUGCUGAGAGGAAAGAGGGUGUUCAACUCAAGCUUUCACAGUUUCCUGCCUUGGAGCUGGAUAAAUUCUUGGACGAUGUCAGGAAUGGUAUUUAUCCACUGACAGCUUUCGGCUUGCCGUGUCCUCAGCAGCCUCAGCAGGAGACGGUUAAGUCUCCCAUUGUCACCCCCUCGGUCAAAUCCCCCACUCCAGAGCCGGCAGAACUUGAGACACGCAGGGUUGUUCAUAUGCAGUGCAACAUUGAGUCAGUCGAGGAGGGGGCAAAAUAUCAUCUGUCAUUACUGCUGAAACUGGAGGACAAAUUAAAUAGACAUCUAAGCUGUGACAUGUUACCUAAUGAGAAUGUUCAAGAGCUGGCUGGAGAGUUGGUCCAACUGGGCUUCAUCAGUGAGAUGGACCAGAACAGAAUAAUCUCUGUACUAGAAGAAGCCUUCACCAAGUUCUUCACUAGCAACAUUUCCUUCAGUCUCAUUGCUGUGUCGUCGUAAGGACACCCUUUCAACCCUGCUACCUUUCCUUCAUUAUUACACAAUGCCAUUGCUGUAUUUUGUAAUUAUGCCUGGCUUUUCUACUCAACCCAUAGGUGGUUAUGCUGACAAGAGAGUGGGGUUUUGCCCCGGCAUCCAAAUUUAACACAUUCUAAAAGCACACAGUUCUCUUCAUUAGCACACACAUGGAUAAAUUCAUGCUCACUCAGAAGCCAUAUGCAGUGAAUGUGCUGUAGCAUUUUGAAUGACGUGUGGGGAUUUCAUCAUUUCUGUUAAGGCAUCCAAAAACAUACUUGGGAGGCCUGCCUGUAUAUGUGUUCAAGAGCAAAUCAGAAUGUUAAAUAGUAGUUCUUAUUAGAAUGUAAACCUCACAGUCAAGUUGUCAGACUACAUCACACCAUAUCAUAUCAGCAUCGCUCUCAGGUUUACACUAACCUCCACCACCCAUCAAAUACCUGGCUGUGUUAUAUAAUGGGCUGGUCAUGGUUAUCUUAUGAUUCAUGUGGCCUUGUGCCAAUGAGUCAUCUCUUAUGGUUCAACGGAUUGGGGUCCUAGAAUUAAAGAACAUAUAUUUAAAUGUGUGUUUUGGGAUGCAACACUGAAGGAAAAGGAAAAAAAAAAAACUUGAGAGACUUAUUCAGGAUUUUACCAGAGCUAUUCCAGAUCCUCCCCCCUCAGUUUUGCCUGGUCUGACUGACCACAAUCAAAACUGUCACUGAACACUCUCUCACAGAUGGGAACAUAACUCUUCCUCCACAGAAGAAUGUACAUCAACUAUCCCAUCCUGGUUAAUCAUUUUCAUUUGAUUCCUUUUCUCAUUUGAUUGUGUUUGUUCUGCUUCAAACACUUCCCUAGCCCUCAAUAUGACUUUUUUGAUGUUUUUGACCAUGUUGUCACCUAUAAAAUCAAAUAUACAGAGUAAUUUGAGUUAAAAACUAGAAAGCAGGAGUGUAAACCUUUCAGAGACUAUUCUGUAAGAAUUUUACAGAAAUCACACAGUCAAUGUGCUGCAUCAUAGAAAGUCAUGUUUAGGGUUACCGUUUAGCCAGUUUUCUCUGGAAAAGUUAAUUUAGUUACUGUGAGAUACGAAUCAGUGUUACCCAAUUUCAGUUUAUACUUUUGUUUUUUUUUUAUAUUUUACUUUCUGAAUUCUUCUACCAUUUGCCUUCUUGUGGAUUUACACAUACGCACAUGCCUUAAAAUUAUCUGUCUGUUUUUUGUUAUUUUGUUCUUUGUAGUACAAGUUGCUGCUGAUUGGGUUCGCACAUGCUACUUUGCCUUUAAAGAUUUAGUGUCGUCAUGGUCACCAUCGUCUGCAUGUGUACUGAACUCAGCUGCCAUAUACUGUGGAAAGAAAACAGCCUUUUCUCAUUUAGAUCUGUGUGGGAUAGCAAGAUGUUUUAUUUAUGGUAUAAAUUUAUCUUUUUUUUUUAGUGAUUGUUUACUGUGGUGUCAACUAGAGACCACACUGUCAAGAGUCUGAGCCAAUACAGUACUGUAGUGUUUCUUUGUUAGAUUGAUAAUAGACCAUGUGAUCAAAAUGCAAACAGCUGGUUUGACAUCAUUAUCCCUCCCACGGUGCACAUGCUGUAAAAAUCAACCCCUCCUCAAAGCUGUUAUGUGGACUUUAGAAAUACACAUGAUGUAACUAUGAUGUAUUUUGCUCAACAAGGGUCACUAAACAGAAGUUCGGCUCACACAAAAGACAGCGGAUGAAAGCACAAAUCUCUUCUGUGUUGUCAAAUGGGCACCUUGAUAUUUCCUACAGCACAUCCGGACACCUCAACAAUCAAAAUUCUGGCAGGUGAGAGGGAUGUUGUCAAACCACAAGGAAACCAUAGUGAUGUCUGUUUUUUUGUUGCUGUUUUUUUUUUUUUUUUUUUUUUUUUUCCCAUCUUCAAGCUGGAAUCAGGGGUCAUUUGAUGCAGAGGGUUUGGCCAUCCAUGUUUACAUCCUGGAAGCCAUAUUGAUGCUUGUAUUGAGCUGUGGGAGUUGCCAGUGGCUGAUGUGUGACCGUUGGCUUAGCGCUCUAUACAAUAUACCACUGACAUUCUGUCCAAAAGCUCACACUUUCCAUCACAUUAGAAGGCAGUAGAAUUGUACAGGAAACAUCACCACAACACUUUCAACAAUCAACACAUAAAAAAACAAAAAGGCAUGUAUGGGUUUAAUUGUUUAAUUCUGCUGGCAUCGUUGUGACAUCGUAUUGUCUGCAUUGUUGCACUCAAAAUGCCAGCUAAAUAGGAGUGUGAGCUUUCAGACAGCUUUCCUCUGAUGCUUGUCGCUGAGUUGCUUAGCAACAGUCGGAGGUACAAUGUGAAGCUAACUUGGCUGCAUCUGACAAACUGCAGUUGCCAAACUCGGAGUGACUCAAAGGAAAAGACCUGUCACUUCUGCUAAGAAGAAGUCCUGUAUUAGUGUGACAUUGUCUCUAUACUGUUGUGUCUUGCUAUCUGUUGUCUGACCUUCUUGCAGACUGGCGCUGUAACAAUUUUUUUUUGUUUGUUUGUUUCAUAUCGUUUAACUUCUCCAAGUGUUCUUAAUUUGACCCGUCACUUGUGAGAUUAGAUAAAUCCAGUCUCAAGUGUUUUCAGUGCAAUCAGCUACAAUUAUGCUCGAGUCUGCUUUCUUGCUAUACUGUAAUUCUGUCCAGUUAUGUUAUGACUUUACUGUGUUACAGUGUUUUUAUUUGUGAACAGCUAAGAUUGUAUAAUCCAAAGAGGUGUUCCUCUAAGGCGAGUUGGGAGAGUGUAGGCUGCGUGUCUGUCUCCUGUGUUGAUAGUGUUAAAACCAACCAAUGUGACCAUCAGAGAAGCCUUAUACUGAUGCUUUGUCUCUUUCUUCUUUCCCCUCACAAUAAUGUUCAGACUGUGUCUUUGUCAACGUGCAUCUUUUCCACCCAAGCUGGUGGUGUUGAAACAAUGGUUAGCUUGUAAUUAUUUGCAGUGGGCCAGUUCAGCCCUGUACUCAAGUAUGUGAUCAUAUUGUUAUGUUUGGUUCGUGUAUUUCACAUGAUAUGAAUGGCACUUUUUGUGUGUGUGCAUGUGUGUUUCAAUGUCUGUUGUGUUAUGUAUUCUGACUGAAUCUGCAAUGUCAACCUGCAAUGACUUUGGUGUUAUUUCAAAUAAAUAUCUUCAAAAUAA